AUGCAGGUGGGCAGGGCUACAUGUGGGCGUGGCUUCGGCCUACAGUCUCAGGAGAACAAGACGUUCCUGUCGAUGAUCCACAGCGUGCUGACCACCGACGGCUUCUACUUCUGCACCGACUUCGACCUGACGCACACGCUGCAGCGCCUGGCCAACACCAGCCCCGACUUCCAGGAGAUGAGCCUGCUGGAGAGGGCAGACCAGCGGUUUGUGUGGAACGGGAACCUCCUGAGGGAGCUGGCCGGCCAGCCAGAGCUCCACAGGUUUGCUCUACCUGUCAUUCACGGAUUCAUUGUGAUGAAGCCGUGUCGGAUCAACGGGAAGAUCUUCGAGUGGAUCCUGAUUUCCAGGAGGAGCUGCUUCCGGGCAGGCGUCAGGUAUUAUGUCAGAGGCAUCGACUCCGAGGGCCACGCCGCCAACUUUGUGGAGACCGAGCAGAUAGUUUUGUACGAGGGAGCCAAGGCUUCGUUUGUCCAGACACGAGGCUCAAUGCCCUUCUACUGGAGCCAGAGGCCCAACCUGAAGUACAAACCCAGACCUGUGAUCAGCAAAACCAUAAAUCACAUGGAUGGCUUCCAGCGGCACUUUGACUCCCAGCUCCUCAUCUAUGGGAAGCAAACCAUCCUGAACCUGGUCAACCAGAAGGGCUCCGAGAAACCUCUGGAACAGGCCUUUGCCAAGAUGGUUUCUGGCAUGAGCAACAAUAUGCUCAACUACAUCCCCUUCGACUUCCACAAAGAGUGCAGCCACAUGAGAUGGGACCGUCUCCAGAUCCUGGUGGACGCUGUGGCAGAGACCCAGGAGGAGUACAGGUAUCUGUCCUCCUCUUUGGAGGAACUCUGA
Menidia menidia (Atlantic silverside) is the source of this 843-nucleotide messenger RNA. The record is from the annotation of a GenBank genome assembly. Lineage: Eukaryota; Metazoa; Chordata; Actinopteri; Atheriniformes; Atherinopsidae.